Molecule: messenger RNA, 873 nt
Organism: Pocillopora meandrina
Lineage: Eukaryota; Metazoa; Cnidaria; Anthozoa; Scleractinia; Pocilloporidae
Source: the annotation of a GenBank genome assembly
AUGGCUGAAAAUCUUUCUGCACUUUUCACCAAUAGUACUAACCGGUCCAUUUCUGGCACCUCUGCACCUAACCCUUCGAUCUACAUUUUCACGCCAGCAGGCUCCACGAUAAAACAGGCACUGGUAUUCUCAAUGGUGACUGUGGCUCUAAUCGGAUUUGUUGGAGGAAGCUUAAUCUUACAUUUUCUUUCUCAGAACAAACAACCCAUUGUAAUACAAUCAAGCCGCUUUAUAAAAAAUCUAAAUCUGUACAUAAAGAGCUUGGCUCUCUCUGACAUUUUAUCCACUUUGGUAUCUCUUCCUUUGACAUGUAUCCAAAUAUCUUUUGACCUCUUUCAAACACAUUGGGCCUGUAAAAUAGUUCGUUACUUUAACAUUGUUUUUCCGGUCAUUACUAUUUACAACUUAGUCGUAAUAGGAAUUGAAAAGCACCUUUCGUUGAGGAGAGUGCCAUGGACCUUGAGCGCUACAGCGGUUCGCAAGUUGAUCUUCCUUGCUUGGUUUGCUGGAUUUGCAGUAGUUCUGCUUCCUGCUACGACAUUUACUGGAAUAAGGCACGAUUUGAAUGAAACACAUUUUACAGUGAUUUGUAAGUACGAUACAGAGUACUUGCCUGCUCGAAUUGCCUUUGUAUCAUUUACUGCACUUGUGUAUUAUCUUCCGUGCAUUUUCAUUUCUGAUCGUAGUGAACACUUUACUGGUUCGAAAGGUACACCUACGGCUAAAAGUGAACAUGAUGGUCUCUAUUCAGGUGGACAACUCCAAGCAGGCAAAACUAAGGGCAGCCAAAAUUCGGGGAACUGUUCUCCUCAUAACAAUGACGUUCGCUUUUAUAAUUCCAUAUUUCGGUUACAUGGGCUACGCUGCAUAUAA